Messenger RNA from Rosa rugosa (rugosa rose), 1269 nucleotides. RefSeq lists its product as uncharacterized. NCBI's taxonomy places the organism in Eukaryota, Viridiplantae, Streptophyta, Magnoliopsida, Rosales, Rosaceae. Gene Ontology annotation, molecular function: nucleic acid binding; RNA-DNA hybrid ribonuclease activity. The coding region runs from base 1 to 1269 and encodes 422 amino acids. The transcript has 5 exons. The record is from RefSeq and is a predicted model, not a curated record.
AUGGAAGGUACUGAAGAUUGGACAGUGGCUGCCCUCAUUGACGAAGAAAAUAAAGAAUGGAUGUGUGACUUGCUGGGGGAACUAUUCACAGAGGAAGAGGUAAGGAGGAUUGCUGCUAUCCCUCUGAGCCUUCGUAAUGCCAAUGAUCGUUAUGUUUGGCAUUUUGAUAAGAAAGGCCAGUAUAGUGUCAGAAGUGGUUAUUACGUGUUUAUGAAUUCUAUGGAGGUUGCUGCAAGAUCAGUAGCAUCAUCAAGCAAGAAUGAAUGUGCUCUCCGAGGUUAUUGGAAUAAGAUUUGGCAGGCUGCUGUCCCACCCAAAGUACGGAUCUUCAUGUGGAGGCUUCUACGUGAUAUUCUUCCUACAAGGUCAGCCUUAAAAUCACGUAGAGUUGUUCUACCUAAUUAUAAAUGUGUUUUUUGUAAUAAAGUGGAAGAGACCAGCAUGCAUUUGUUUUUUAAGUGUGGUGCUCUUAGUGGGUUUUGGAUGUGUGGGCCAUUGAAGCUAGUGACAAUGGAGCAAUCUGGGAGUUGUAUGAGAGAUUGGAUCUUUGACCAAAUUGAAGGUAUGGCAGAGGAACAGGUGAAUUAUUUUUUUAUGGCGUUAUGGACAGUGUGGACGGAAAGGAACAACCUGGUUUGGAAUGAUGGUGCUUGUCGGCCUUUGUGGAUGAUUCAAUGGUGUAGCAGACAGUUAGAGGAGUAUCAGAGGGUUAACUGUAAAGCUGGAAAACAAGGAAAAAGGCCUUUAACUAAGUGGCAGAACCCACCUAGCGGCAGACUGAAAAUCAACAUUAAUGGAGCUUUCCGUGUGAACGAUGGUUGUGGAGGUAUUGGUGUAGUUGUCAGAGAUCAUGAGGGUAGGGGGAUCGCGGCCAUGGCUAGACCUUUUUUACAUGCACACUCAGCCCUUAGUAUGGAGGCAGAGGCGUGUAGAGCUGGUCUUCUUCUUGGUAUUCACCAAGGUUGGGCGGACAUAGAUAUUGAGAGCGAUUCGGCCACUCUGAUUACUGCUCUUAAAAGUGAGGAGGAGAAUCUGUCGGAGAUAUCCAGGUUGUGGCAGGAUUCGGAGAACAAGGUUUAUUUGAUUAAAGAGCUUGAUAGGAUUACUGGGCAGAAUGGGGUUGCUGCCCAGUUUAAAGUUGAUGGUGGGUUUUGGAUACAGAUCAUUGUUCAUGUUUUAAACUCUAAUGAAAGUAUCUUUGUUAGGGAACAACAUAAGAAGUUAUCAGUAGUUAAGAUGGAGUUCGCUGCAGCCAAUCAAGAGGGUUAA